AUGGACGGCUCCGAGCACAGUCGGCCGUCUUCGGAAAGAGAAAUUUUGAGAAAAGAAGACGCCUAUCAAUUCCCUUUGGUGGGUAGCGUUUCGCUGUUUUCACUCUACUUAGCCUUCAAGUUUCUCGACAAAGAUCUGGUCAACUUGCUGAUCGGAGCCUAUUUCGCCGUAGUUGGCUGUAUCGCGCUCACCAUGACGAUCGCUCCGUUGGUGGAACGAGUAACUCCCCCCUUCUUUCGUCGAUCCGUGGGCUGGGAUUACAAACUCAAGCACCCUUUACCGGAAAUAAUUGCUGGCCCAAGUCCGUGGGAUCUCGGCCUGGAAAUUACGGGCGCCGAAAUUGUUGCCUUCCUCGCGGCAGCGGUUGUGUGUGGCUUAUACUUGCAGUCAAAACCUUGGUAUCUCAACAACGUCCUCGGUAUAAGCUUUUGCCUACAAGGAAUCGAACGGUUUAGCCUCGGAACCUACAAGAUUGGGGCCAUCUUGUUGAUUGGGCUGUUCUUUUAUGAUAUCUUUUGGGUGUUCGGAACGGACGUUAUGGUCACCGUGGCCAAAAACUUGGAUGGUCCGAUCAAGAUUCUCUUUCCUCGCUCGUUGGAAGUCAAUCCUGCAACCGGGAAGCUUGACCUCUCCUUGCUGGGCCUUGGGGACAUUGUGAUUCCUGGAUUUUUCCUGGCCAUCUUGCUGCGCUUUGAUGCUCACCAGGCCAAAGUACCGGUUAACGUACCGACCGACUUUCACGCCUCGUUCCCCAAGCCGUACUUUCAUUCGGCGCUCCUGGCCUACGUUGCCGGACUUGGAGUGACAAUGUUCGUCAUGAUUCAGUUCAACGCCGCUCAACCCGCCCUGCUUUAUCUAGUACCAGCGUGUCUCGGCAGCUCGUUUCUGUGCGCAUUGGUUCGGGGCGAAGUGAAGGAAUUACUG
Messenger RNA from Phaeodactylum tricornutum CCAP 1055/1, 924 nucleotides. RefSeq lists its product with no specific name. Gene Ontology annotation, biological process: membrane protein proteolysis. Lineage: Eukaryota; Bacillariophyta; Bacillariophyceae; Surirellales; Neidiaceae. The record is from RefSeq and is a predicted model, not a curated record. Gene Ontology annotation, cellular component: lumenal side of endoplasmic reticulum membrane; cytoplasmic side of endoplasmic reticulum membrane; membrane. Gene Ontology annotation, molecular function: aspartic endopeptidase activity, intramembrane cleaving. The annotation marks the transcript as partial. The transcript has a single exon.